Messenger RNA from Helianthus annuus (common sunflower), 2175 nucleotides. RefSeq lists its product as uncharacterized. Lineage: Eukaryota; Viridiplantae; Streptophyta; Magnoliopsida; Asterales; Asteraceae. The coding region runs from base 1 to 2175 and encodes 724 amino acids. The record is from RefSeq and is a predicted model, not a curated record. The transcript has a single exon.
AUGACGAACACUCGUAAUCAAGAGGUCGAUACCACCUUGAAGCCCCACGACAAGGCAAUCACUGAUAUCCAGGCCGCUCUAUCCACACUGAUGAAGCAACAGGAGGAGAUCCUGAAGGUUGUUCAUGACAAAUCGGUUCAGUCAUCGGGCAGUUCUUUCGGGUCUUUUUCUGGUCCAGAUUCCGAUUCACGUGGUUCGAAGCCGUUUCGUAUUGGUAAGAUCGACUUCCCUAAGUUCUCAGGGGAAGAUGUGGAGGGUUGGGUCUACCGUUGUGAGCACUUCUUCGCAAUGGAUGAUACGCCAGACGAGUCCAAGCUUCGUUGUGCGGCGGUUCAUUUGGAGGGUGAUGCACUCCAAUGGCAUCGCGCAUAUCUGAAAACAAGGAACGCCACGGUGGCCGAGGUUGCUUGGCCGGACUAUGUUAGAUUAAUUUCUGCGCGCUUUUCUGAUGCGUUGUUUGAAGACCCUUUGGAAGAGAUGGCGUUAUUACAACAGACCGGAUCGUUACAGGAGUUGAACACCACCUUUGACUCGCUAUUGAACAAGGUUACUUUGAGUGAAACUCAAGCCGUGAGCUUAUACAUCAAAGCCCUCAAACCAGACAUUCGGGGACCGGUAAAAAUGUUUAGACCUCGUACGUUGCAUGAGGUGUACAGAUUGGCUAAAACCCAAGCCCUCAAUAAUGAAACCUUGGAGGAUAAAUUUGCACCCGGAAAAUGGAGCGGGGGAGCCGCAAAGAACAACAGCAAUGUAAAAAUCACACCACCUACUAAUGCCGCUAAAAUGCCAAUCUUGCCCACACCGAACCGAGCAUCAACUGUAAAUUCGCGGCCGGCUAACAACCAAUGUCGCUUGACCAGCAAGGAAUUAGAACAGAAAAGGGCGAAAGGGGAGUGCUUCUGGUGCACCGAAAAAUUCGUACCGGGUCAUGUGUGCGCGAAACCCCGUAAGCAACUUUACAUCAUCGAAGCGGAUGAGGAGGAGGAGAAAUCUAUAGAGGAAGGGGAAUCUGACAAGGAAGAUGAGACAAAUCAUCAGAUCUCGAUUCAUGCCUUAACCGGCAUUCCGUCGUACUCGACAAUGCGGGUAAAUGGGUCGAUGGGUACUCGCCAACUCCACAUACUUAUCGAUUCGGGGUCGACACAUAAUUUUCUUAAAGAACGGCUGGCCAAGAAACUGGGGUGUGAGGUUGCAUCGAUAGCACCAGUGACUGUAGGGGUGGCGGAUGGAAAAAAACUAACUAGUACGCAGGUGUGUAAGGAAUUCCAAUGGAACAUGCAAGGAAACUGGUUCACAACCGAGGUACUUUUAUUGCCGCUUGAAAGUUAUGACAUGAUUCUAGGGGUGCAAUGGUUGCUUCCUUUAAACGACAUCCUAUGGAAUUUCCAAAAAAUGACGAUGAAGUUCGAACUCGCGGGUAAAGGUUAUGAGUUAAAAGGACUGCAAAAUAAUUUGUUCGCGGUGUGUUCUCUGGAGAAGGUGGGUAAACAUGCACGAGCCGGGGAUUUACAACUGUUUAGUUUACACUUGACCAAUGGCGAACAGGGGGAUAAUUACCACUCUCGUGUGGUGAACGUUCCGGGGGGACAGGAGGGAACCGAGAGAUGGAAGGAGUUAGUGGCUCGGUUUGCAUCCGUUUUCCAAGUGCCCAAGGGGUUACCGCCCACUCGACCGUUUGAUCACAGAAUAGUUCUAAAGGAGGGCACCACUCCUAUUAGUGUUCGGCCGUAUCGGUACCCGGCGGUACAGAAGGAUAUCAUUGAAAAAACCACUCGGGAACUGUUGGAUUCGGGAGUAAUCCAGAAUAGUCAAAGUUCAUUUGCAGCCCCGGUAGUCCUGGUAAAAAAGAAAGACGGCCAAUGGCGAAUGUGUAUGGAUUAUAGGCGUCUCAACGAAGCAACGGUAAAAGAUAAGUUUCCUAUUCCGCUUAUUGAUGAACUGUUAGAUGAGUUAGCGGGAGCCUCUUUUUUCUCAAAGUUGGAUUUACGGUCCGGGUACCACCAAGUUAGAAUGGCAGUCGAAGAUGUUCCGAAAACGGCAUUUCGUACACAUGAGGGCCACUAUGAGUUCCUUGUCAUGCCUUUCGGCUUGACAAAUGCUCCGGCGACGUUUCAGGCUCUUAUGAACCACAUCUUUAAACCCAUGCUUCGGAAAGGAGUGUUGGUUUUUUUUUGA